Molecule: messenger RNA, 1881 nt
Organism: Falco peregrinus (peregrine falcon)
Lineage: Eukaryota; Metazoa; Chordata; Aves; Falconiformes; Falconidae
Product: lipase member M-like
Exons: 10
Coding region: 488-1672 (394 amino acids)
Molecular function (GO): hydrolase activity, acting on ester bonds
Source: RefSeq, a predicted model, not a curated record
CGCGCCCCGCCCCUGGUGCGCUGCUCGGGGGCCGGGCCGCGGCCGUGGGACCUACGGCCCCGUGGCCGGAGCAGGCCGCGGGGGAGGGGCUCCCGGGCCCGCGCCCAUCAGGCCUGGUGGCGGCGGCGCUGCCGUCCUGCCCGCGUCCCCGCGCCGCGGGACGCGAGUGGGGCCCAAGCUGGGCUGGGAGCGUUUAGCGGCGCCGCGGGGCGGGACCGCUGGGGGUGGGGGGGGCGCUUCCUCCGCGGCUUCCCGCGGCUGCACGCACCGCCACGGGCGGCCCGGCGUGGACGCCGUGCCCCGCUCCCUCCGCGCGCGCACCCUGCCGCCGCGCGGCCCCGAGCACGCGCCCCCACCCCCGCGCGUGGAGUGGCGGCGGAGGGGGGGCGCGGCGGCAUUGAGCGCGCGGCGGCGGGAGCGCGGCCGGGGAGGAGCGGAGCGGAGCGAGCCAGCGGCAGCCCCGGGCCGGGUGCUGCAGAGAGGCGAAAUGUGGCUGCUGCUGGCGGCCCUGUGCCUGGGCCAGGGGCUGGGCGAUGGCAUCCCACACGCUGGAGUGAGCUAUGACAACCCCGAGCAGUUCAUGAACAUCAGCCAGAAGAUCUGUUUCCAUGGGUAUCCCAGUGAGGAGUACGAUGUGCUGACAGAGGAUGGCUACUUCCUCAGCCUCAACCGGAUUCCCCACGACAAGGGGGGAGCUGGACACUCAGGAUCCAGGUUACCUGUGUUGAUAGUGCAUGGGUUCAGUUUAGAUGGUGGUGACUGGGUGGACAACCUCCCCAACAGCAGCUUGGGCUUCAUCCUAGCUGAUGCGGGGUACGAUGUCUGGAUCGGAAACUGCCGGGGCAAUAGCUGGUCCCACCGGCACCUGAAUCUUUCUGUUGACCAAGAAGAGUUUUGGGAUUUCAGCUUCCACGAGAUGGCCGUGUAUGAUCUCCCUGCCAUGGUGGGCUUCAUCCUAAGGCAAACCAGGCAGGAGAAACUGUUCUACAUUGGCCACGCUCAGGGCAACUCUCUAGGUUUCAUAGCAUUUUCGAGCAUGCCACACCUGGCUGAAAAAAUCAAACUCUUCUUUGCGCUGGCUCCUCUCUACACCUUUCAUCAUGUCAAAGGCCCCGUGUUAAAGAUAGCGUUUUUACCAGACACGGUGCUGAAGACAAUAUUUGGAACCAAGCAGCUGACUCUGGUGGGGAGGAAGGAGAGAGCCGUUCUUGCCAAGACGUGCAGCAACCUGCUGACAGCUGAAGUCUGUGAAAAUGAGAUCUUCCUUAUUGGCGGGUACAACAGGAAAAACUUGAACGUGAGCCGAUUGAAUGUAUACCUAGCUCAUUUUCCAGACUAUACAUCAGUAAAAACUCUUCUCCACUGGGGACAGACUGCCAAAACUGGGGAGUUCAAGCAGUUUGACUACGGGGAGAAGAACCAGGAGAAGUACAACCAGGCCUCCCCCCCUUUGUACAGGAUAGAAGACAUGACAGUGCCGACCGUCCUGUGGAGUGGUGGGGAGGACUGGGUGAAUCCCCCUGCAGAGACUCAGCGCUUGCUGCCACGUAUCACCAGCCUCAUUCGUCAUGAGCACUUCCCCGACUGGAACCACUUUGACCACCACUGGGGUCAGGAUGCCCCUCAGCGCAUGUACAGGCAGAUAGUCACUCUGAUGGAUCAAAAUCCAUGAAUGGUCCAUGUGCUGCAUGUGCCCGGGAUGUAGGAGCCACCCGUUCCCACGUGGCUGGGGACAUGGGUUUUGUGUGAGAGCUGCUGCUCUGCUCUUCUCAAAAAUAUCUCCUAUCACCCUAUUUCACACUGAUUUAAUGCCUUAAAUAUAAUGGUGUAAUUUCUGCCUGCCCUCUGUGACUAGAGAUUGCAAUAAACUCUUGCCUCACA